Messenger RNA from Echinococcus granulosus, 4359 nucleotides. RefSeq names its product Mitogen-activated protein kinase kinase kinase. The transcript is spliced from 16 exons. The coding region runs from base 1 to 4359 and encodes 1452 amino acids. Gene Ontology annotation, biological process: protein phosphorylation. Lineage: Eukaryota; Metazoa; Platyhelminthes; Cestoda; Cyclophyllidea; Taeniidae. The record is from RefSeq and is a predicted model, not a curated record. Gene Ontology annotation, molecular function: JUN kinase kinase kinase activity; ATP binding; protein binding.
AUGUCGGCAAUCACUGCAAGCAUUUCGAAACCUCAGUCUUCUUCGCAUCGGGCUGUGGCUUUACUUAAAUACCGGCCGAAAUGUGAUGACGAACUUUGUCUCACCACUGGCCAAGCAGUUCAGGUUUUAUCUAUCGAUCCUAAAGUGUCAGGAAGUGAGGGUUGGUGGGUUGGCCAGGACAGUUACGGGAAAGUCGGUGUUUUCCCCGCCAACUACGUUCAGCUCCAGGUGGCUAGCCCUGAAAGUGAUGACAACCGUCUCCAAAGCUACUGUAAUCUGUCAGAGGGACAUAACUCCUCACUGCGGGACUCUUCUUGCUCCUUUCCCAUGGAUGGAACUCUUGUCCCCAACCGUGUUCCUACACCACUUUUGCUCACGGACUCAGUACGUGGAACCGGAGAUGGCGAUGGAGAUUUUCGGAUACGUCAAAACGGCAAGGUCGAUGAUUUGAAGGAAAGCUUGUCACAUCUACGGGUCAUUAAAUUUGAGGACAUCAAACUUGGGGAGUCUAUCGGCGCGGGCUCCUUCGGAACGGUAUACAGGGGCACAUGGCAAGAAAAAACCGUUGCGCUCAAAGUUUAUCAUCAGGCGUCUAGUCAAAUUCAGCGUGAGGCCUUCAAUCUGGGUCAGCUGGCGCACCGAAACGUAGUGGAGUUCUUCGGUCUGUGGGAGACCCAAGAGACGAUCAGCCAUUUACCCGCCCUGGUGAUGGAGUUCGCUCACGGAGGCGCUCUCCACACCGUUGUGCGUCGGCGACCCACCAUCCGACCCCUCACUCUCGCUGAUUGGGCCCUUCAAAUCGCCGAGGGCAUGCGCUACCUCCACGAGUGUGCCGGUCUCGUCCAUAGGGAUCUGAAAACUGCUAACAUUCUCAUUCGCGAGCCUCUGGUUGCCUCCCCCGGGCCAGAUGAUCUGAUACGCAAGACCCUGAUCAUCUCCGACUUCGGCAUGUCCUGUCCCACUGACAUCAUUGAUUCUUGCGUUUCUGGUAUCGGUACGGCUGCCUAUGCUGCUCCGGAGGUCAUUUGCAUGGCGAUAUUCAGUCUGGCGUCCGAUGUGUGGUCCUAUGGUGUGGUUCUGUGGGAAAUUUUUACGAUGUUGGAACCCUUCCAGGAGUUCGAUAGGGCUCAACAACUGGUCAAUAUAGGCCGGUAUCGGCAGAAAUUAUUCAUCCCUCGGCCAGAAGCAGGCUUCCCCGAAGUUAUUGGUACGCUUCUAACUUCUUGCUGGGCCGACGAGCGGACAGAUCGACCAACUUUCUGUGAUAUUUACAACCGCAUUAUGGAUGCACAACAUGACUCAUUCUUCUCCCUUUCCACGGAAGAGUUUACGGCUCUUCAGAGCGCUUGGAUUCGCGAAAUCUCCGAUGAAGCCGAAUUAAGCCUUUUGUCCGAGUCAUGCUCAAGUGAAGCCAGCUCUCCCUUGCGACGGCAAAAUGAAUACCUUCAGCAAGAGAACGCCAAGAUGCGCGAUGCUCUCCAAACUCUGCAGCAGAAUGAGGUGCGCUAUCGGGGCACUAUAGCUGGGCUCCAGAAAGACAAUCAAAUUCUCAGCGUUCUCGUGGCCAACACCCUGUACAACAACGCAGCACCGCUGGCAGCACCGGCGCCCCGAAAGAGGCCCUUCAUUUACAACCCCUUUCGUCGUAAUGAACAGAAGACGUCAGCGGUCAACUUGGCGUCAGUGUUAUCGGGAGAGGGCGAGAGCCCUUCCGCAACUACCACAGCUGCUGUUGGUGCUGGUGUUGUUACCACCACCGAGUGCUCCCCACGAGACUACUCACCUGCGGUGAAGUCGACCGGUCGUCGUUAUGGCGGACGAAAGACCAGUAAAAGUGGUCCUGGUAUCUCCUACCCCUCUGACGUUCGUCAUGUCUUUCACGUACCCUGCAAUCUCGUCUUUGAGUCGAAUAACGAACUUUAUUCUCCCAUUUACCGGUCCAAUUUUUCUCCGGGGAGUUACAACACCUUCGUAGGACCCUCAAUUCCCUCACCAACCAGUCCCACGAUAUACGCCAGCGGAUCGGCCUCUUCAUCCUACCUUCGUCCUCGUACGGACAGCCAAUCCACGGAUCCACCCGUCCAUCCAAGCAGCAUCGUCUUCUCGCCCACCGAAGACGCUGCUGAUAUCGCCCGUCAUUUCGCCUUCCUUUAUGCACAGAAUGGGCUCACUGGCACCACUCCCCUACUUACGCAAAUCACAUCCCAAACACUACAGCAGAAACAUCAACGGUUUCCCAAAUUUAGCGGUACUGGGGGUUUGACAAGCUAUAAGAGUGCUCCUGAGCUCUGUGAAAAAAUCAGGUGCUCCAAGGCUAGACUUAACACCCUUGAAGGUCGGCACACUGUAUCGCGAAGCUCCGCUUUUGAUCCCACGGACACUCCAGCUGAUCGAAAACCCACCACUUCGUCAACCUCGGGUGCAAAUGGCAGUGUCAACACUUCAAAGCGUCACCGAAUUGGUUUGUCUGCCCUCUUUCACACCUCGAGAAGCAAGCAUAACAGUGGCUCUGGGAAGCCACCCUCUCCUGCCUGCGAGUCCAUCCCGCUGUCGCCCUUACCACCUUCAGUUCCUACAACAGCAUCAGAUUUAUCGCCCUCUUCCACACUCUCUGGCACGGCCUCCCAAUCCGGUCGAGGCUCUGGCAAACGCAAGUCUUUGUCAACCACGCCAAGACGCCUCCUGCUUCACAAGCUCUUUCAAACAGAGCGCAACAGACAGCGGCGAGUAAGUGCUGGCAGUCGGAAGUCGUCAGGUUUGACAAAGAAGCAGCGUGAUUCCGUCUCACCCGACUCAUCGCAAAUCCUGCCCGAAGGGACCGUCCAAAGUAGUCCAGAUCUGGAAAACAGGAAGGUGGUAAUAGAGCCACCUCACUGCAACUACGUUUCGGCCACCGUGCAGAUUCCUCCACUGCCGCCUUACCUCUUGCGUCAAUCGAACCACACUUUGGGACCUCGACGUCGGCUUCUCGACAUCAUACCCCCACCCCCAGCCCACCUUCCCACAACAGCAGCAUCUAUUCCACGACCUUGCACCCUCUCAGCCACAUCCGACGGAGAGACAAAAAGCGGAGUACGCAGACGUCCCUUCGUCCUUCGUAUAAAGUCGCAGAGCCUCGAUAUUCUCUACCAACCAGAUGAGGCAAUGGCGAUGGAGGCCAAGGGGGAGGAGAGCAAUGAGACCGAAGCUGAGGGUGAGGAUGACGAGGGUGAAGAGACGGGAGGAGUAGCUUCGAUGAACCCCGUGCCACUGGCUCUAUGGUCUGCUCUUCAUGUCGCCUCCAUCGCACCGCUCUUCCUCGACUGUAACCCUGCGGCCCCUGUGCGUUCCUAUCCUCCUACAGCUCCACACUCGGCAUCCUUCGCGCGAGUCACCUUUUCCCCAUUCACCACAGAUGAAUCGAAUCACGCAGCCGGUGUGUUGGGAAAAGCCCAGUCUUGUCUGGGUCGGAUAUCCUCCACUCUAGCUCUGACAACAGUUUCCGUUGAUCGAAGUCGACAGCCCACACGCCAGCAGUGGAAUACACAACGUGAACUCUCCGCCCCUGCACCCAGUUCAUCACCAUGGCAACGAAAGUUGAAUAAUCUCUCCCCGGUGUACUAUUCGCCUCCUUCAGGCAGCGGUGUUGGCAGAGGAGACGGCAGUAGCGGUGGUGGUGGUGGUAGCGGACAAGAGCCCUGCUGCAAGUGCGUUUGCCAUUCGGCGGGUGGCGGAAGUCGACAGUCCUCGUCGGCUACUACUACGACAACCUCUUCUCAAUCCUCCUCUCCGUGGUUGCCCGUCGACAAUCCUGUCGCUCUUUCCAGAGACGCCUACCUCAAAGUUACUCAGGAUGGGUACCUAAAUCGUUCGGCGGUUGGCGAGGCUCUUGACGACGAUGAUGACGAUGACGGCAUCGAUAUGACAAGUGGUAUGCGGUCAACGUCGUCACAACAACAACAGCAGCGACACCCCAGUAAUAGUCCGCCCACUUCUUUCCUUGAUUCCUCGGGCGUGGCUGUGGACCCCGGUGACCAGGUGAUCAUUCUACCUGAGGAGGAAGAGGAGGAGACGGGCGAAUUGAGUUUUGGCGCCGGUGAGGCUGCUGAGGACACUGACACCCUCUACGCCGAAUUCCAAACUCUUCCCCAUCAGGCACUUUACAAGACUGUCUAUGACGGGAAGUUGGAUGGAGAUUGGUGCAAUGGCUGUGCACCUAUUCCAGAACCAGAGGUGUUGUCUACAGAGUUUCCCUCAUAUCCUUGCCGCCGUAGAAAAGCCUUCCGAAUGAAGGAUAAACCAGAAGGUCUGCUCAGUUCGCCCGAAGAUGACAGUGCCAACGGGACCGGUGGUAAUCCCACAAUCCCUGCUGCUCCUUGA